GUUAAAAGUGAGUAGAAUUCAAAUCUUUUCUGAAAUUUUAUGGUUUCGAAAGAUAUUUGGCUAAUCCAAGGUAUCAAAUAUGUCGAUAGAUGCAUGAAAGACCAACUACUUUUACAUUUCACAAAAUAUAGAAAUUAAUCCAAAUAUUUUAAGAUGAUAUCACAGCCAUAACGUAUACAACGUGAGAUGUGGUGGAUAAAACGCCGGGUGGCUAGUGGCUACCUAAAACUCUUUCAUGUAGCUUUAAAUGUUUCAUAUCUAGAGUAGAAAUUAGCUGUUUUACCUAUACAGUUUAUCAAAAGUAAAUAUAAAGUACAAAACCCUAAAAAAAAUUAAAAAAACAUUUUUACCAAAAAAUUUUAAAAAAUAUUUAUAAAACAAAAACUGAAAAAGUUUUUUAUAAAUAUAUAGAAGCAAAGGCGUAAUUAAAGAGCAUUAAUUAAACUCUUACAAAUUCUUCACUUCUUCUUCUAGGGUUCCCACAAUUAAAGUCUUGUUUCUCAAGACAGCAAACAAUGGAGAAUGAAACGAGUGACCAACAGAGACAACUGAUCUCAGCUUUUCUCGAGAUCAAUGUUAGUCAAACAGUGGAAAUCGCAAUACAGUUCCUUAAGGCAACAAACUGGGAGCUCGAUGAAGCCAUUAACCUCUUUCACAUCCAAAGAAUAAAUCAACCUUUGCCCUAUAAGGAUACUCUUUAUGAUUCUUCCAUGUAUCACACUUCUUCGGUCGCAGUAUGUCCUAAUGAUAUCUGGGACUCCGGUUCUAGAUUAUCUUCCUUGUAUCGUCCUCCUCUAAAUUUGCUUUUCAAUGGUUCGUUUGAAGAUGCGAAAUCAACUUCCUCUAGAGAAGAUUUAUGGUUACUUGUCAACCUCCAAUCCACGACAGAGUUUGCUUCUCACACACUUAACCGAGAUUUAUGGUCAAACGAUGUUGUUUCUCAUGCCAUCGAGUCAAGAUUCAUCUUAUGGCAGGUCUAUGAUCAUACCAACGAAGGACAAAAGAUAUCUACUUGAUACGAGAUCGACACUGCUCCUCCUGUGGUGCUCCUCAUUGAUCCCAUCACUGGCCAGAAGAUGCGUACGUGGAGCGGUAUGAUUUAAGCUCAUUAUUUUCUCGAGGAUUUGAUGAUUUAUAUUGAUGCUGGUCCUUGCCAACAAAUUGCUUCUAUGACAAGCAACCACGUUGAUCAAGAUAAGGCUAGUUUAUGUUGUUCCUUCGGAUAGCUUUUUGAGCUAGUUUCAGGAUUUUGUUUUGAACAUUAAAUUGUUGUUGAAAAUAUC
Molecule: messenger RNA, 1283 nt
Organism: Arabidopsis lyrata subsp. lyrata
Lineage: Eukaryota; Viridiplantae; Streptophyta; Magnoliopsida; Brassicales; Brassicaceae
Product: putative plant UBX domain-containing protein 14
Exons: 1
Coding region: 516-1016 (166 amino acids)
Biological process (GO): proteasome-mediated ubiquitin-dependent protein catabolic process
Cellular component (GO): nucleus
Molecular function (GO): ubiquitin binding
Source: RefSeq, a predicted model, not a curated record